Messenger RNA from Felis catus (domestic cat), 874 nucleotides. It is a transcript of the gene PSMB3, whose product is annotated as proteasome 20S subunit beta 3. Gene Ontology annotation, cellular component: proteasome core complex; proteasome core complex, beta-subunit complex. Gene Ontology annotation, biological process: proteasome-mediated ubiquitin-dependent protein catabolic process. Lineage: Eukaryota; Metazoa; Chordata; Mammalia; Carnivora; Felidae. Bases 193 to 810 code for a protein of 205 amino acids. The record is from RefSeq and is a predicted model, not a curated record. The transcript is spliced from 6 exons.
UGGGUUUUGGCUUCUCAACCAAACUCCGGUUCUGAUGACUGACAGAUAGUCACAGCCAGUAGGAAGUCAAAAUGUCCCGGAAGGGUCGGCCUUUGGGCGAACAGGGAAAAGGCAGCAAGAGUGGUUGUGCAGUGGGGGCCUCAGCCGGUUGAGUGGAAUUGUGGCGAUUGCAGGUCCCAGUACGCCGCAGUCAUGUCUAUUAUGUCCUAUAACGGAGGGGCCGUCAUGGCCAUGAAGGGGAAGAACUGUGUGGCCAUCGCUGCCGACAGGCGCUUCGGGAUCCAGGCCCAGAUGGUGACCACGGACUUCCAGAAGAUCUUUCCCAUGGGCGAUCGGCUGUACAUAGGCCUGGCCGGACUGGCCACCGAUGUCCAGACUGUUGCCCAGCGCCUCAAGUUCCGGCUGAACCUGUAUGAGCUGAAGGAAGGUCGGCAGAUCAAGCCUUACACCCUCAUGAGCAUGGUGGCCAACCUCUUGUAUGAGAAACGGUUUGGCCCCUACUACACAGAGCCAGUCAUCGCCGGGUUGGACCCGAAGACCUUCAAGCCCUUCAUCUGCUCCCUAGACCUCAUCGGCUGCCCCAUGGUGACUGACGACUUUGUGGUCAGCGGCACCUGCUCCGAACAAAUGUAUGGGAUGUGCGAGUCCCUCUGGGAGCCCAACAUGGAUCCAGAACACCUAUUUGAAACCAUCUCACAAGCCAUGCUGAAUGCCGUGGAUCGGGAUGCAGUGUCAGGCAUGGGAGUCAUUGUCCACGUCAUUGAGAAGGACAGGAUUACCACCAGGACACUGAAGGCCCGCAUGGACUAACCCUCUGUUCUCAGAGCCUACUUUUUUUUUUUUUUUUUUUAAAUAAAAUAGUUUUUUUCUUUCA